GCCCGGGCUGGACACACCCGCAGAAAGACAUGUGGUGGUCCCUGGAUCCCACAGAGAGGCACCACACGGACCCCAGACCUUCAGGGAGGUGCUCGGAGGCUGGACCCUACAGAGACGGACUGCGAGUCCCCCGCGAGCAGGAGGCUCCCGGGCGCGUUUCCGCCGUUGCUCCCCCGGCCCUUUUUGUCCCUUUUUGGCCACCGUUAGCCCGGCCCAUGAGGGCGGAGCUCCCGCCUACCCGGAAGGGCCCGACCGGGGCCACGUGGUACGGGACCACGUGUUGGCAGCGUCAUGGCGUCGGCGCCCAAGAGGUUCAAGGCGGCGGUCGAGAGCGGCGCCCAGGGGAAGAGUAGUGCCGACUCCCUCUCCGGGUUCCUGGCAUGGUGCGGGCGGGCCGGGGUGGAGCUAAACCCCAAGGUCCGCCUGAGCAGGGAGGGCGCGGUGGCGGGGUACGGGAUGUUGGCCGCCGAGGAGCUGGAGGCGGGAGAAGUGCUGUUCACCAUCCCUCGCACGGCGCUGCUGUCCCAGCACACCACGUCCAUCCACGAACUCUUGCAGGAAGCCCAGGAGUCCCUGCAGAGCCAGUCUGGUUGGGUCCCUCUCCUGCUGGCCUUGCUCCACGAGUACACAGCCAGCAACUCCCACUGGCAGCCAUAUUUCUCCCUCUGGCAGGACUUCCGGAGCCUGGACCACCCCAUGUUCUGGCCUCAAGAAGAGCGAACAAGGCUCCUGCAGGGCACAGGCAUCCCAGAAGCUGUGGACAAGGAUCUAGCUAACAUCCAGCUGGAGUACAACUCCAUCAUUUUGCCUUUCAUGGAGACCCACCCUGACAUCUUUGACCCCAAACUGCACACUCUGGAGUUGUAUAAGGAGCUGGUGGCAUUUGUCAUGGCUUACAGCUUUCAGGAACCUUUGGAGGAGGAAGAAGAAGAUGAGAAGGGGCCCAAUCCUCCCAUGAUGGUGCCUGUAGCAGAUAUUUUGAAUCAUGUGGCCAACCACAAUGCCAACCUGGAAUACUCUCCUCUAUGUUUGAGGAUGGUUACAACGCAGCCCGUGAGGAAAGGACAGGAGAUCUUCAACACGUAUGGGCAGAUGGCCAACUGGCAGCUGCUGCACAUGUACGGCUUCGCAGAGCCCUACCCCGGCAACAGCCACGACACAGCCGACAUCCAGAUGGUGACACUGCGCAGGGCGGCUCUGCAGCGAGCCAAAAGUGAAGCACAGCAGCAGCUGGUCUCAGAGCAGUGGGACUUCUUGUGCCAGCUGGAGAUGGUGGGUGAGGAAGGCGCCUUUGUGCUUGGCUGGGAUGAGGUGUUGACAGACGAAGAGCUGUCCAUGACCCUCAAGGUGCUCUGCAUGUCAGAAGAAGAAUUCAAGGAGUAUAAGGAGCAAGAUGGCUGGGAAGAUGACAGUGAGGAAGAAGAAAACUCUACCCUUUCAAAUGAGGCCCUCUCCAGACUUAAAACCCCUUGCAAGAAGCUCCUUUAUGACAGUGUGCUGCUGACCCUGGAGUCCUAUGGGGCAGACCUGAAAGCAGAGCAGGACUUGCUAAAUAACAAGGAGGCUUAUGAGAAACUGAGUCGAAGGGAGCAGCAAGCGCUGCAUGUGCGCUACGGACAGAAGAGGAUCUUGCAUCAGCUGCUAGAGCUGGUACAGUAGGAACUCUGUGCCCCUGGCCAGGACCUGGCUGGGGCUGAUCCCGAGGGGAAGGUCAGCCUCUGGCCAUCUCUUCUGCAGCAGAGACGACAGAUGGCAAGACUGACUGUGGGUCCAUUUGUCCCUCAUAUAGCACAUGGAUUUUUAGCUACCUCUACAUAAAGAAGUAUCUUCACAGCACAAAGGUGGUUUUGAGUGGCCUUAUUGUACCAUGAGAGUUCCGCAGCACAAAUACCACCUUUUUCCAGAGGCCUUAAAAAAACCCAGCCAUCUUAAUGGCUGUUUUAGGAAGGCAGACAUACACUGUCUGAACAGCAGAGGAUUCCCUCGUUCAGCAUCAGAAGUUCAGGGCAAGAGCUGCUCCCUGUCCAGAUUAAGAGGGCAGAAAUCCAUCCAGCUGGUAGCUCUUACCUUAAGAGAGGUUCAGAGUAAAUAUCUGGCAGGUGGACCUGCUGACAACACUAAACUCUUCACAUGUACAUAUUUUAUGUUGAACAUGUUCAAGAGUACAAACCCAUCUAGCUGGUCUUCAUGUAGGCUCAGUAUAACAAAUAUUUCCUUUUAUUUCCACAAAAGAUAUUUCUGUGUGGGCUUGAGACUACUCUGGAGGAGCACUGUCACAGUUCCACAGCUGCUGCAGGCUGAGCAUUUGAUAUAUACCCUCUGCUUGAUGCAGUUCUACCCUGAACUCACUUUGGUUUUGCAUGACAAAACACUGAAGGUUGACAGGCUAAGCUCUAUUUAAUAAAAAUGAGUUUUCUUACCCAGCCCAUGCUCUCUACUUCAACAGGGUGUGAAGUCCCAUCUAAGAGCAGGGGGACUGUUGCUGCUGCUGCAGUUAAAAGUACUGCAGACAAGCAAAACCCACAUUGACUCAUGACAAAGCUCAGCUACAGCCCUGCCUGCAGUGCUUGGGGACAGAUUGGUUUAACAGUACUGGGGGCAGCUUGUUCUGGUUUCCCAGAUGGGACAAUAGUGAAUUUGACCAGGAUCUCACACAACUGCCACUGUCCUUCACAGAGACAUUGUUAAAACUGGUAUUUUGGUAUCCUGCAUCUCCAAAGUAAUCAUAUUGGAAAACGUACAUGCUAGAGGAGUAUUACAUUUUGUAGCUUGGUUAAAGUUUGAGGUUUGGGUUAAAACUUGUUUUUUUAGAUAUGCACAAAUUUGGUGAUGACCAAAGCAUAUAGAAGGUUUGAACACUGUAACAAGACUUUGUUAUACCUACUCUUUGAAAUUGUUUGCUUGCAUGGGCAUUGGAUGUUCCACCUCACUAGAGAAGGGCAUUUUGAGAACUUCACUUUUAGACUGUAUUCUUGGACCAGGGGGAAAGCUUGCAGGGGAUUUGCUUACUAAGAAGUUGAUUAUGUGGUGGCCUUUGUAUCUAUUAGAGAAUUGCGGAAAAUGGCCUCAGAAUGGAUCCUGCAAUUAAUGUUACUUUGUUGCCAGGAAGGAAAACAGGGCAAAGUACCAGAUGUUGAUCUGUUCUUUGCAUUGCAGAAUAAUGAUAAGGCUUGGAAGGAAUGUUGGAUUGAUGACAGCAGACUCUCAUGUUUUAGCACUAGAGGAAUAUAAAGGAAGUGUAAUGAAGAGAAUGAGGUUAAGAAGAGAAAGGAAAGAAAAGGGGAAAAAAGAUCAGCAAAGGGAGAGUAAAUUUAGUUGAUUGCUGUGGUAGUUGGAAGGGCAGGAGGUAAUGUAAGGGAAUCAGAUUUCAACUGGUAAAUUCCCAUCUAAUAGGAAAAAUUCAACAGUUACUGUAAGCAGAAUGGGCACUGGAAACAAAUGCCCACAGAACCCAGGGCACAGGUAAUCCUGAAAGAUGGGAGACUCCACAAGUAGGAAGACUGCUUACAUUCAAUUGGGAUUUAGACUGAGAGGCAGCUGAGAGGUCCACAGAAUCCCCAAGAGAACUCCUGGUCACAGCAAAUUUGGGGUAGAAUAUCUAACAGAGGAGCAACUUAGAUGUAAAUAAGCCUUCAGUAAACAAAGCACAUCUAUAGCUGGAGCCAUAGGAACAAAGGAAAUAAAGCCAUUCUUCCAGCUACUCAAAUUUGGAAUUGAAGAGUUUUAUAAAAUUUCUGUACAUAUCCAAAUGCCCAAUGCCAUUAUUAGGAAAAUAAAUAAGUAAAUUAAAUGCAAAAAGAACAUUUGAAAAAGGACAGAUCCAAGUACAUAAACCAGA
This is a messenger RNA of Vidua macroura (Pin-tailed whydah), 3838 nucleotides long. RefSeq names its product SET domain containing 6, protein lysine methyltransferase (gene SETD6). The record is from RefSeq and is a predicted model, not a curated record. Lineage: Eukaryota; Metazoa; Chordata; Aves; Passeriformes; Viduidae. The transcript has 9 exons. Gene Ontology annotation, cellular component: nucleus. Gene Ontology annotation, molecular function: protein binding; protein-lysine N-methyltransferase activity. The coding region runs from base 292 to 1659 and encodes 455 amino acids. Gene Ontology annotation, biological process: peptidyl-lysine monomethylation.